GAAUUUUGCCCUGGACAGCUGUCAGCGAAAACAAAUGUCCAAGGCGACGUGGAAGUAGCGCGAUUUUUUAGGCUUCUCGGUGCGAAUCGGCUGCGGAAAUGUCGAAAACGCGCCAAGACAAGCGGGGCCUGUUCGCCCGAGUGAACUUCCCGCUCUACUGCGUCGAAAUGCUGGACAGUCGGCACGUCCUGGUGGCCGGCGGCGGCGGGGCGGCCAACACUGGCGUCAAAAACGGAUUCGAGAUUUUCGAGAUUUCGCACGACGGCGACAAGUUCGUGGGCGAGGAGGCGAUGCGGCACGAGACGGGCGGAAGCGUCGUCAUGAACUGCGCGUGUCACACGGACGGCAGGAAGUACUUCGUCGUGUCCGGACAAGAAAGCCACUGCCAGCUUUACAACGUCAACAUUAGCGUGACCGACGAAGCCGAGGAAACCAGCAACAAAGGCCAAGUCAAAGAAGAGUCGAACAAAGAGGGUGUCCGGAAGAGGAGGGGAAGUUCAAAAGGGCAGCAAAACGGCAAACCGCAGAGGAUAGACUCGAACAGCAACGCCUUCAAACGGCUCCAGUUCAAGAUCGGCCCCGGCGACAGCAUCCAAACAGACUUCAACAACGACGAGCCUCUGCAGAGGGUGGUUAGGAUAAGCAAAAGCGGGCAGCUGAUGGCGACCGGCGGCUUGGACGGACACGUCAGGAUUUGGAAAUUCCCCGCCAUGAAGUUGAUCCAUGACAUCGCAGCUCAUUCAAAAGAAAUCGACGACCUAGACUUUAGCCCAGAUGAAAAGUUGAUCGUAAGCAUAGCCAAGGACGGGGCAGGACACAUUUGGGACUGUACGAAGGCGGCCAAAGUGCAGUCCUUGAAUUGGGAAACGCCAGAAAAGCUCAAGUUCAUGUUUAAAAGAUGCCGAUUCGGCAUCGUGGAGGGCAACAAAUCGCGAUCUCGGCUGUUCGUGUUGGCCAACCCUGCCCGGAGGUCCAAGCAGAACUCGUACGUGCAGUUCUGGAACCCGCAGGAGGGCUCGCUGGUGACCGCGUGGCCGUCCGCGGAGAGCCUGUCGGCGCUGGCCGUGUCGGACGACGGCCGCUUCGUGGCCGCCGGCACCAUGUUCACGGGCAGCGUGCACGUGCUGAUCGCGUUCAGCCUGCAGAGGGUGCUGCACGUGCCCGCGGCCCACGCCAUGUUCGUCACGGGCCUGGCCUUCCUGCCGACGACGGCCGACGGGCCCUUCGAGACGGCCGUCGUCAGCAUCUCGGUCGACAACCAGGUGUGCGUGCACAGCGUCCGCGAGCGCCGCACCAUGCCCUCGUGGCUCGCCGUCCUCCUCAUCGUCCUUGUCCUCUUCUUGACUUUCGUCCUGUGCAGUGCCCUUGGACUUUGAAUCUUUCGCAGUCUCAAAAUUUUAUUUUUUUCCAAAUAGUUAUUGUUGAGUUUUUUUAUAUAUCGGGUAGGUAAAAAAAUAAAAAAUGAUAUAAUUUUUUUGCUAAUCUAAAGGUCCACGCUGGCAAAUUUUUCACUUUUUACUUACAAAGUGUAAAAAUCUAGGUUGAAAUCGCUAUUUGAAGAACAAAAUGAGUAAUUUUUUUAUUUCUGAAUAUGAAAGAUGACCAAUUUUGGUGAUCAACAUUAAAAUGAAAUGUAAAAAAUUUCCACCCGGAGGCUCCGAAACAGGAAUUAAAUUUCUUCCAGCCAAACUGAUUAAAACUUUAAAUGAAAUUAGUCCCAAUUGAGGAAAAAUUGCAAGAAAAUACAAACAGCCAAUGCUCUGAUGUAAAAAUUUCUGGAGAGUUUGCCUGGUGUGGGUCUUUAACCUCAAGUUUGCUUCUGCUAGUCCCAAGAAUAAAACUACUUCGACAUUCCCCAAAAUUGCAAAGCCCUGCCUGCCUUGAUUAAAUUAUAUUAUGUUAAAUAAACACAACGUUAAAUUUAAUUUGUCAA
Molecule: messenger RNA, 1933 nt
Organism: Neocloeon triangulifer
Lineage: Eukaryota; Metazoa; Arthropoda; Insecta; Ephemeroptera; Baetidae
Product: prolactin regulatory element-binding protein
Exons: 6
Coding region: 99-1376 (425 amino acids)
Biological process (GO): protein secretion
Cellular component (GO): endoplasmic reticulum membrane
Molecular function (GO): protein binding; GTPase activator activity; guanyl-nucleotide exchange factor activity
Source: RefSeq, a predicted model, not a curated record